Molecule: messenger RNA, 3870 nt
Organism: Myotis davidii
Lineage: Eukaryota; Metazoa; Chordata; Mammalia; Chiroptera; Vespertilionidae
Gene: GEMIN4
Product: gem nuclear organelle associated protein 4
Exons: 1
Coding region: 545-3685 (1046 amino acids)
Biological process (GO): rRNA processing; spliceosomal snRNP assembly
Cellular component (GO): SMN complex
Source: RefSeq, a predicted model, not a curated record
AGGGCCGAAUCCGGGCUGUAGUUUGCCCGCGGCUGGUCUAGCCUCUGUAGCCCAGCUUUUCCUUUUCAAAUGCUUUUCCUGUGAGAUCUCACUUCAUUGGUUCCAUUGAUCCCCUCUGACUUUCCUCCUGAGCUUCAGCCUUGCAUUUCCAUUGCUGGAGGGCAUUUCUACCUUAAUUUCUACCUCAAACUCCAAAUAACCAAAACUUAACAGGUUCCCUCCAAAUCUGUUCUGAGUCUUCUGUGUCCCUAUCUCCAAUGGUGCCUGUUGUCUUCCCAGUUCCAAGCUAGAGUUUGGGAGUCCUUUUCUAUUCCUCAGGUAAGUCCUUUUUACUCCAACACUGCAGUGGCUCCUAGAAUCACUGCUUUCUUCCCCCUCUCCCACUGAUCCUAUUUAGAACUUUUAUCUCUAACCCUGAUCCCAACAGCCAGCCUACCAACUGCUAUCUUUCCUUCUAACCUCUGCUUACUAUUUUGAAAUUUGUCACCAUACUCUAUCUUAUUCGGCUUCUCUCCGUGCAGGACCCUUGAAUAUCUGUGAAGAAAUGACUAUUUUGCAUGGGGGUUUUUUGCUGGCCGAGCAGCUGUUCCACCCCAAAGCACUGGCAGAAUUGACAAAGUCUGACUGGGAGCAUGUUGGGCGGCCCAUUGUGGAGGCCUUGAGGGAAAUCUCUGCCACAGCAUGCUCCCAGUCCUCUACCUGGAAGAGGAAAGCUCUGGUCAUCAUCUGGGCCAAGGUUCUUCAGCCCUACCCCGUCACCCCUUCUGACACUGAAACUCGGUGGCAGGAAGAUGUGUUCUUCUCAGUAGGCAACAUGAUCCCUACCAUCAAUCACACAGUUCUUUUUGAGCUGCUCAAGUCCCUGGAAGCUUCUGGACUCUUUAUCCAGCUCCUGAUGGCCCUCCCUACCACCAUCUGCCGUGCAGAACUAGAGCGCUUUUUGGAGCACAUGGCUAUUGAUACUUCUUCAAAGGAUGUGGCCUUCUUCCUCGAUGUCUGGUGGGAAAUGAUGAAGCACAAGGACAAUCAGCAGGACCCCCUGCUCUCUCAGUUUAGGACAAUGGCUAAUAAGUACAUAUCCUCUUCAGAUGAGUUCUCCCAUCCUCCAAAGAGGUUUAAGUCAGACCCUGAUGUGUGUCCUACCAUGCCUUUGUUGGCCAUGCUGCUCACUGGGCUGAAGCAAAUCCAAAAUAGAAUCUUGGGCCCUGGGAUGAAGUGCUGUGCAUUAGCCAAUUUGGCUGAUAUGCUGACCGUGUUUGCACUGAUGGAGGAUGACCCUCAGGAAGUGUCUGCACAUGUGUAUCUAGACAAACUGGCCACGGUGAUAUCCGUGUGGAAUUCGGACACCCAGAACCCAUAUCACCAGCAGGCACUGGCAGAGAAGGUAAAGGAGGCAGAACGGGAUGUCAACCUGAGCUCGCUGGCCAGACUCCCGAAUGAAACGAUUUUUGCCGGGUUUGACUUCAUGCGCAGUCUUCUGCGGGAGUGGGGGGAGGAGCUGCAGGCCAUGCUCAAUAGCACCCAUGGGACAAAUUAUGACAGUUACCGGCUGUGUGACAGUCUGACUUCUUUCAGCCAGAACUUGAAGCUUUACCUGGGUACCACCAGCUUAUCCAAGGAGGAGAGGCAGGUGGUUUCUGAACUGGCAGAGUGCGUCGGGGAUUUCCUGAGGAAAACGAACAAGGUACUCAACGAGGGCUUGGAGAAAGACAUUACUGCCUCGAUUGCCAUGGCCAUUAUUGAGCAAAAGAUGGACCGGCACAUGGAAAUGUGCUACAUUUUUGCUUCUGAGAAGAAGUGGGCCUUCUCAGAUGAGUGGCUCGCCUGCCUGGUUAAUAACCAGUCUCUCUUCCGAGAGCCAGAUUUGGUAUUAAAGCUGCUGGAAACUGUGGUGGAAGUCAGCAUGACAGACAGAGCCAUCCCUGAAUCUCAGGUCAAACAAGUGAUUGACUUGAUCCUGGAAUGUUACGCAGGCCUCUCACUGCCAGAUAAAAAUAAAGUCCUCUCAGGUGUCCUGGUUGCCUGGGGGCGAAAGGGCCUCUCUGAGAAGUUGUUGGCUUACUUGGAGGGGUUUCAGGAAGACCUCAACACGACCUUUAACCAGCUUGCACAGAGUGCUUCCGAACAGGGCUUGGCUAAGGCUGUAGCUUCUGUGGCCCGCCUGGUGAUACUGCACCCAGAGAUCACCGUGAAGAAAAUGUGCAGCAUGGCUGUGGUCAAUCUCGGUACCCACAAGUUCCUGGCUCAGAUUCUCACCGCCUUCCCAGCCCUCAGGUUCACGGAAGAGCAGGGUCCAAAUCCGUCCACCACGUUCGUCGUGUCAUGCCUCAGAGAAACCGUCUGGACAAAGUUCUCUACACCCAAGGAAGAAAAGCAGUUUUUGGAGCUCCUGAGAUGCCUGAUGAGUCCCGUGAAACCCCAGGGGAUUCCAGUUGCGGCCCUUCUUGAGCCAGAUGAGGUUCUCAGGGAAUUCGUCCUGCCUUUCUUGAUGCUAGAUGUUGAAGAGGUGGACCUCAGUCUGAAGAUCUUUAUUCAGACCCUCGAAGUAAAUGCCUGCUUAGAGGAAUACUGGCUCCAAACCUGCUCUCCGUUUCCCCUCAUCUUCAGCUUGUGCCAGCUCUUGGACUGCUUCAGUAAAUACUGGCAGCUCCCCAAGGAGAAGCGCUGCCUCUCUUUGGAUGGGAAGGAUAUGGUGGUCCAUAUCCUGGAGCUCCUCUGUGAGAUCGUGUUAGCAAAUGCCGAGACCUUCUCCCCAGACACCUGGAUCAAGUCCCUGUCCUGGCUCCACCGGAAGUUGGAGCAGCUAGACUGGACUGUGAACCUGAGACUGAAGAACUUCUUUGAGGGCCACUUCAAGUGUGAGGUGCCAGCCACACUUUUUGAGAUCUGUAAGCUUUCUGAGGAUGAAUGGACCUCCCAGGCCCACCCUGGGUAUGGGCCCGGCACAGGGCUCCUUGCCUGGAUGGAGUGCUGCUGCCUCUCCAGCAGCAUCUCCGAGCGGAUGCUCUCCCUCUUAGUGGUGGGUGUGGACAACCCUGAGGAGGUCAGAUUGUUCAGCAAGGGCUUUCUGGUAGCCCUGGUGCAAGUCAUGCCUUGGUGCAGUACCCAGGAGUGGCAGUACCUUUUCCAGUUGACCAGGAGACUGUUGGAGAAACAACUCCUACAUGUCCCUUAUAGCCUGGAAUAUAUUCAGUUUGUUCCUCUGCUCAACCUGAAGCCCUUGGCCCAGGAGCUCCAACUCUCUGUUCUACUCCUGAGAGCUUUCCAGUUUCUCUGUAGCCAGAGUUGUCGCAAUUGGCUUCCUAUGGAAGGCUGGAGCCAUGUGGUCAAACUCCUCUGUAGCAGUCUGACCAGCCUCCUGGACUCAGUUAGGUUGAUACGGUCAGUUGGCCCUUGGGCCCAAGGAGAAGAACAGGACCUGACCCAGGAAGCCCUAUUUUUUUAUACUCAGGUAUUCUGUCAUGUUUUGCACAUCAUGGCCAUGCUCCACCAAGAGGUGUGUGAACCACUCUACGUUUUGGCCUUGGAAAUCCUCACCUGCUAUGAAACUCUGAGCAAGACCAACCCUUCUACCAGCGCCUUACUCCAGAAGGUAAAUGAGCAGCACUUUUUAAAGUCCAUUGCCAAGAACAUUAGCCCCGAGGAGCGGCGCCAGACCCUGCUGCAGAAGAUCAGCAACUUCUGACCUUUGUGGAUUAGACAACAGCUGAUGAGGGUGGGGUCUAUAGGGGCUAGAGCCGAGAAACAAAAAUACUUCAGUUAUGUGAAGUUGUAAACAAGCUAAAAAGUAUAUGGCAAUAACAAUGUAAAGAAAAUAGUUUCUUGGGUAUUUGUAACACAAAUUAUAAUCUCAUUUUGAGGUUUGUCUUA